AUGGGCGUUAUGGGGAUGAUUGCUUCGUUUGCGCUUUGCAUUGCCUUGGGUACAGCAUACAGAUUCGACCCAGCCUAUACCGAGAUCAAUCUCAAUCAGAACCAGACUGCGGCCCACUCACUGGACUUCUGGGGAGAGUGGACUGGACACAACUAUACAGCUUCGCCAGAUAACUGGCGGUUCCCAUUCUACACCCUCUUCCUGGACAGAUUCGUCAAUGGCGACCCAUACAACGAUGACAUCAAUGGGACUGCUUUCGAGCGUGUCACGGAUUCCAAUCAGAUGCGCCAUGGUGGUGACCUCCAAGGACUCGUCGACACUCUGGACUAUAUCCAGGGCAUGGGCAUCAAGGGCCUGUACAUUGCUGGCUCUCCCUUCAUGAACCAGCCUUGGCAGUACGAUUCAUACUCGCCGGUCGAUCUAUCGCUUCUCGAUCCUCACUUCGGCUCGAUCGAUAUGUGGAGGGUUGCGAUUGACGAGAUCCAUGCCCGAGGCAUGUACGUGGUGCUUGAUAACACCUUUGCUACGUUGGGAGAUCUCAUCGGCUUCCAAGGAUAUCUCAACGAGACCACGCCGUUUCUGCUCAAAGAGCAUCAGGUUCUAUGGAAAUCUGGGCAACAGUACUGGGAUUUCGACAUUGGAAACGAGUACGAUGAGAGCUGCACAUACCCACGCUUCUGGAACGAGACUGGCUAUCCCAUAGAUCAGGCGCUCAAGGAUGAGAUGAAGGGUUGCUUCACGUCAGAUUUCGAUCAGUACGGUGACACCGAAGCCUUUGGCGUCUACCCUGAUUGGCGGCGUCAACUGUCCAAGUUCGCUAGCGUACAGGACCGCUUGAGGGAGUGGAAGCCCUCUGUCCGAGAAAAGCUAGAGAACUUCUAUUGCAUGGCCAUUGCACAGCUUGAUAUCGAUGGUUUUCGAUACGACAAGGCGGUUCAAGCUACAGUCGAUGCCAUGGCGGACAUGAGCGCGGCGACAAGAGUCUGUGCGAGGAGGUAUGGCAAGGAGAACUUUUUCUUGCCAGGCGAAAUUACUGGAGGCAACUCUUUCGGGUCCAUCUAUCUCGGUCGUGGUCGACAGCCAGAUCAGCUGCCGGACAAUAUAACCCAAGCAGUGACGCUGAACCGCAACAACUCGGACAACUACUCAAUUCGAGAUAAGGACGGCGUGGCGCUCGAUGGCGCGGCAUUUCACUACACUACCUACAGGUCACUUACAAGAUUCCUGGGCAUGGACGGAAAUCUUGAGGCAGGUUAUGACACGCCAAAAAACUGGGUUGAUCAAUGGAACACGUUCCUGCUCACCAACGACAUGGUCAACGCAAACACCGGUGUCUUCGACCCUCGCCAUAUGUUUGGUGUCACCAACCAAGACGUCUUUCGCUGGCCGGCAAUUGACAGAGGCAUAGAACGACAGCUUCUGGGUCACUUCAUAACUGUUCUUCUCAUGCCGGGGAUCCCAAAACUGCUCUGGGGCGAGGAACAAGUUUUCCAUACUCUUGACAGUACGAACGACAACUACAUCUUCGGGCGACAGCCUAUGUCGACGGCAACUGCCUGGCAGACUCACGGCUGCUACAGUCUCGACUCGACUCAGUAUUAUCACAUGCCAUGGGGCCCUGCGAGGCACAGUUGUAACGAUGAUAGCGUUAGCCAGGACCACAGAGAUCCCGCGGCUCCAGUACGGAACAUUCUUCGCCAUAUGUACCAACUGCGAGAAGCGUUCCCGGUGCUUCACGACGGAUUCUUCUUGCAGCAGCUCUCUAACCAGACAUGGGAGGUGCAAUACGCUGGCUCAAGUGGGGUGGCCACGGAGACUGGCCUCUGGAGUGUGAUGCGCAACAGUCUAGCAGACGUUCAGAACCUCACAAGCAUCCAUAACGGAUAUCCCAACCAGACUGAACCAGCGACCCCGGUUUGGCUGGUGUACACAAACCAUAAUUCAAGCCAGACUUACCAGUUUGACUGUCGAGACAAUGCCACGGACCUCAACUCGACGUCCUUGAUCGCGCCGUUUCCUCAUGGAACCACAGUGAAGAAUUUGCUGUACCCAUUCGACGAGCACAGGCUGGUAAAUAGCACCCAGUUUCUGGGCAUCUCAGGUUCAACAACUUCCAAUGGCUGCCUCAGCAAGCUCUCCAUGAAGGCCUAUGACUUCCGUGCCUACGUGCCAAUUAGCCGCUGGGUCGGACCCAAGCCGAUGAUUACGAAGUUCUCGCCAGGACAUGACGCUCGUCUCCUGACCGUCAACGCCGACUCCAACGGCACAGAGGAUGUUCAAGUGGCUGUGGAGUUCUCUGUUGACAUGGAAUGCGAUACCAUCACAGACAGCAUAAGCUUCAGCUCUACGACAGCAGCGGGACUGUACCCUUAUGUCGAUCGAGACACGGUCAGGUGUGAUCGAUUCAACAAUCCUGCAGACUCAUCGUCGUGGAUUGGUGGAACACCAUCGGGAUUUUCCUGGUCGGCAACGCUCAGGAACGUAUCGCAUGGUGUUCAUCGCAUGUCGCUCGAUCGACCUCACGCUAAGAAGCUGGGACCAGGACAGACACGCAAUGUCACAACCGAAGCGCUCGACCACUUCUUGUUCCGCGUUGGUCAAACGGACAACCCUAUGGUCUUCACAAGAUCCGCGAACUACUCCACCACGCUCCUCAGCAGAGCCUCGCAUGGUCAAAUCACCUUGAAUCAUUCCGCUGCUGGAGCAGAUCUCUUCAGAUACUCCACCGACUUUGGGGCUUCAUUCUCCGUCUGGGCGCCAUAUCAACACGGCUUACACCAGGUGUCAGCGUACCCGACUGGCAGUUCAGACAGGAAGACUUGGAACGGAGAGCAUGUCCGUGUUGAGUACUUCAGCCGUCUCGCUGGUUCCAGCAGUCACGUCCAGCAAGGCGAUCUCCACGCGAAAGCACGUCGUUUCCCUCACAUGUAUCUGAACGGGCCCUAUAAUGCUUACGGCUAUGAUGCCGGUCUCGACAAUAAAAUGAAGCUUACAGAAGACUACACGUGGGAAUUCACCUGGAACAGAGAAUGGUCCAACAACGGCACUAUCGCGCAGAUCAACGUCUGGGGUAUGGGUCCAGACGGGAAACCUGACAGCACAAAGGUCCUAGGAGAUAUCGAUGGCGACUCCGUACUCGAUCAACUGCCGCCAUCAUCGCUUGCUAAGCUCGUGCUCAACGUCACUGCACCACCUCCGAAGCCAUUUCUCGCCUGGAAAUUCAUCAUCAAUGAUGGCAACUUGCGCUUCCGGGUGGAGCCCACUGGCUCCAUGUGGUGGCAACUUGCCCUUUACGUGGUGCUAUGGAUCUCGCCUAUCAUCAUGGCUGUAGUGUCCACGUGGGUCUUUGUGGGUAGCUUUUACAAGAUCAAGUUCAACAAGUUUGGAGUGUCUGAGAAGCUGGGGCUUCUCGGUCUUCUUCCAAAGUCGUUGAGGAAGCUACUACGAGGGAACUCGGACGAAGCAAAUUCGGGUCUUCUGGCGAGACUCAAGCACGGGUCUCGAAUCUUCUCUCGGGGGUCACAGAUCUGGUCGCGCCGAGGCGAUGCUAUUCAAGCCCAGUCGGACUCUCGUCGGACUGUGUUGAUUGCGACUAUGGAGUAUGAUAUCGAAGACUGGCACAUCAAGAUCAAGAUCGGUGGUUUGGGUGUCAUGGCUCAAUUGAUGGGCAAGAACCUUGAGCACCAGGACUUGAUUUGGGUUGUCCCUUGUGUUGGCGGAAUUGAGUAUCCUCAAGACGAGCUGGCCAUGCCGAUGACGGUCGCCGUCAUGGGAAAGGUUUACGAUGUCAACGUCCAAUACCACAAGCUGCGUAAUAUCACCUACGUUCUGCUGGAUGCACCCAUAUUCCGACAACAAACCAAGGCAGAGCCAUAUCCAGCACGCAUGGACGACCUCGAUUCGGCAAUCUACUAUUCCGCAUGGAAUCAAUGCAUCGCCCAAGCGCUUGUUCGCUUCCCUAUCGAUCUCUACCACAUCAACGACUACCACGGGACAGUGGCACCGCUGUAUAUCCUGCCUCGCACAAUACCGGUAUGCCUGUCGCUUCACAACGCCGAGUUUCAGGGCCUUUGGCCAAUGCGUAACCGUAAAGAGCGAGAUGAGGUGUGCUCAGUCUUCAACUUGCCACCGGACAUCGUUUCUGAGUACGUCCAGUACGGAGAGAUCUUCAAUUUGCUGCAUGCUGGAGCGUCCUAUCUGCGAAUACAGCAAGAAGGUUUUGGCGCAGUCGGUGUAUCGAAGAAGUACGGUGCCCGAGCGUACACUAGAUAUCCUAUCUUCUGGGGCUUGAAAGAAGUACAGGCGCUGCAGAACCCAGAUCCAUCGGAUACUGCAGUCUGGGACAAGAAGCUGCCUGCUGAGACAGACAUCCGUAUUGAUGAGGAUUUCGAGAAGACGCGUCUCGAGGAACGAACGCAAGCUCAGGAAUGGGCUGGACUCGAGAAGAACCCCAACGCCGAGCUCUUCGUCUUCGUCGGCAGAUGGUCAAUGCAAAAGGGCAUUGACUUGAUUGCGGACGCAUUCCCAGCUAUCCUGGAGUCGCACCCGAACUCUCAAUUGAUCACUGUCGGUCCUGUGAUUGAUCUAUUUGGCAAGUUUGCCGCCUUGAAGUUCGAGAAGUUGAUGGAACUGUAUCCGAAUCGAGUGUGCUCGAAGCCAGUCUUUACUGCGUUGCCGCCCUUCAUCUUUUCAGGCGCAGAGUUUGCGCUAAUUCCAUCUCGUGACGAGCCAUUCGGCCUAGUCGCAGUGGAAUUCGGCAGGAAAGGCGCCUUGGGUGUUGGUGCCAGAGUCGGUGGACUGGGUCAAAUGCCAGGAUGGUGGUACACUGUCGAGAGCACUACCACGGCGCAUUUACUUCAUCAGUUCAAAGACGCUAUACGCGGCGCGCUCAGCUCAUCCACGAAGACCAGAGCCCUGAUGAGAGCUCGAUCGGCCAAGCAGCGCUUUCCGGUGCAGCAAUGGGUGGAGGAGCUCGAAGUAUUGCAGUCGACUGCCAUCCGCACACACGAUAAGGUCGCUGCCGAGAAGAACUCCUGGUCGAGCAGCAUUAUCACCCUAGUCCACCCUCACCCAAGCAUACAUCCUACUCUAGGGUCGGGCGCGAAGCAAACACCUCGUGGCUCCAUGUAUGGCCCUAGUCAUUAUUCUUGGGACGGCAGCCAGGUUCAGACUGUGGAGGAAAAUGAUGUUAUCGUUGGCGACAGAGAACCACUUCCACCAAUGGCCACUGAGAUUGUUCGCGAACUCAGACACAAAUCCCAUCCCUUCCCAGGUCUGCGUGGGGAUCAUGAGGAAGAGGAGGAGGAGGGAGAUGACCGAUCCAUUUGCUCGAUACAUACGCCGGCACGCUCAUCUUCGCCAGUCCAGCCAGCAUCGCCGAUAACGACGAAGUCACCACACAAUAGCACCAACCGGUCCAGCAUGACCAACGUUCAGACAGCCAGAUCCAGCAUGGCUCACCCAUACGCAUCCACUGCGCGAACCAGUGUCAUCCCACGUUCAGUGUCUGGCCUCUCCAUGCAGAACAUCGUCGGCGAGAAGACAGACUUCAACCUGCAAAACGUGGAUCCCUUCUUCACAGACAACAAUGGCCACUUCUAUCGUGCCUUCAGCAAGAAGCUCGACACCCUCAACGCUGCCAACUCUGAAUCAACAAACUGCAUUGAAGAAUUCCUAGCCAAGUCUGAGAAGGAAUGGUUCACCGAGUUCCGAAACGCAAAGCUCGGUAUGCUCAAACGUGACGGCACAACGACACGUCCAGUCAGCAUCGCACCAUCAGAACCUGCAACGGCAGACUCCUCGUCCGAGAAGUCGCACAUUCAGGUCAAUGAGUUCAUGCUAAGAGACGAGUACAAGCCGCCGACCGGCUUGCGCAAGUGGAUGCAAGUCCGCAUUGGAUCCUGGCCUCUCUAUGCUUACUUCAUGGCUCUGGGCCAAAUCAUCGCGGCCAAUAGCUACCAGAUCACACUCCUGACUGGAGAGGUCGGUCAGACGGCGACAAAGCUCUACAUUGUCGCUUCGAUUUAUCUCGUGGCUUCGAUGCUGUGGUGGCUAUGCUUUAGACGCUUCGCAUCCUAUGUCUCGCUCUCACUGCCGUUCCUGUUCUAUGGUACGGCGUUCUUCCUGGUUGGCAUAGCCCACUUUGCCCCGACUGUGGAUGGGAGAGGAUGGGUCCAAAACGUCGGCACUGGAUUCUAUACCCUGGCCUCGGCCUCUGGAGCUCUCUUCUUCGCUCUCAACUUCGGAGAUGAAGGCGGCGCCCCAGUCAAGUCCUGGGUCUUCCGCGCUUGCGUCAUCCAAGGCUCGCAGCAAAUCUACGUCGUUGCUCUCUGGUACUGGGGUUCCUUUCUAGCAAAGCAUCGAGCACUCGGCUACGAAGCCAGCCAGGACUCCGUCGUUGGGACUUGGAAAGUCACAGCCAUUACUCUCCCUAUCGCAGCUUUCCUUUGGAUCAUCUGCCUGGUCAUGUGGCUCGGCUUACCAUCCUACUACCGCCAAGCUCCCGGGAAGAUGCCCAGCUUCUACAGAUCGAUUGCGAGGAGAAAGGUUGUGCUCUGGUUCUUUGUCACGGCUCUGGUUCAGAACUUCUUCCUCUCCGCACCCUAUGGUCGCAACUGGUCUUUCCUCUUCAGCAGUAUUCACGUACCAGCUUGGCAAGUCUUGCUGCUUGUGGUGCUGUUCUUCGUCAUUGUGUGGGCGAUGUUCUGUGGGCUGUUCGCAUACCUCUCGAGAUCGCACUCGUGGAUUCUACCCCUGUUUGCAAUUGGACUUGGUGCUCCUCGUUGGGCACAGAUCUGGUGGGGAACGAGUAAUAUCGGAAACUGGCUACCUUGGGCUCCUGGAAGCAUUGAGACCGGUGCGAUCUACAUCUCGAGCGCUCUGCUGUCGAGAUCUCUCUGGCUAUGGCUAGGUGUCCUCGACGCCGUCCAGGGAGUUGGCUUAGGGAUGAUUAUGCUGGGAACACUAACUCGCACUCACGUUGCCUUCGCGAUCACCGCAACUCAGGUCCUUGGUUCGGUGGCCACAAUGCUAGGCCGUGCUGUCGCGCCCAAUAGACUUGGACCUGGACCUAUCUCACCAGAUAUCAGUGGCGGCUUGAGUACCGGCCUUGGGCAGGCAUGGUUUUGGGCAGGACUUUUGGCGAAUUUGGCGCUUUGUAUUGGGUUUUACAAGUUCUACCGCAAGGAACAGUUGCAGAAGCCGUAG
Messenger RNA from Fulvia fulva, 7206 nucleotides. Its product is annotated as Cell wall alpha-1,3-glucan synthase ags1. The coding region runs from base 1 to 7206 and encodes 2401 amino acids. Gene Ontology annotation, molecular function: alpha-1,3-glucan synthase activity. The record is from RefSeq and is a predicted model, not a curated record. NCBI's taxonomy places the organism in Eukaryota, Fungi, Ascomycota, Dothideomycetes, Mycosphaerellales, Mycosphaerellaceae. Gene Ontology annotation, cellular component: fungal-type cell wall. Gene Ontology annotation, biological process: fungal-type cell wall (1->3)-alpha-glucan biosynthetic process. The transcript is spliced from 7 exons.